ACUGGCACCGUCCCAGCCCUGUACAUUGUUCUUUCUGUUUUUUGUGGCCACAGUGCAGCCAAAAUGUUUUAGUUCCGUCUGCGGACGCCAUAUAACUUAAGUCAGACAGCUCGCGUCAAGAAAACGCACUAGCGUUGGCCACCAGCACAAUGGGCGAUUUCUUCAAGUCGCUCAACUUCAACUACUUCUCCUCAAGCGAGGGCAGUCCGUCUGCCAACGGGGCUGCAGGAGGAGGCGGAGCAGCAGGUGCCCGGGGAAGACUGGACAACGACUACGUGGGACAGGUCGUCGAGGUGGCUGGCCACAGGCUGCGCAUCAAGUGCGUCAUCGCCGAAGGCGGAUACGCUUUUGUGUACGUCGCACAAGAUGUUCAAAGUGGCGCCGAGUACGCCCUCAAGCGCCUUAUUGGGGCUGAUCAGCAGGCCUGCUCGGCCAUCGUCAACGAAAUCGAAAUCCACAAGCAGCUUUCCGGCCACGGAAACAUUGUCGCCUUCGUGGGCUCCAGUUACACGGCUCCCGCUGCGCAACAGGGGGCCCAGUACCUGCUCCUCACGGAGCUGUGCAAAGGCGGCUCCCUGGUCGACUGCUUUAGAGCUAACAGCGCCGCCACCGAUCCGCCCUUGGUUUUACGCAUUUUUUACCAGAUGGCACGCGCCGUGUCCUGCUUGCACUCGCAGUCACCGCCAAUUUCCCAUCGAGACAUAAAGAUCGAGAACUUCCUUAUUGGUAACGACAAGCAGAUCAAACUGUGCGACUUUGGCUCCGCCACAAAGGAAGUGCUCUCUCCCACGUUUGAGUGGAGCGCCAACCAGCGCAACAUGCUGGAAGACCAGUUGAACACCGUGACCACACCUAUGUACAGGGCGCCCGAGAUGCUUGACACUUGGUCCAACAAUCCGAUUGGGCCGAGAGCAGACAUCUGGGCACUGGGCUGCAUCCUCUAUUUCCUGUGCUACCGCAGACAUCCCUACGAGGAUGGCGGCAAGCUGCGAAUCAUUAACGCCAACUAUAUACUUCCUCCGGAUCCACAGUACCAGUGCUUCCGCGACAUAAUCAGGGGCUGCUUUAAAGUGAACCCUGCCGAGCGGCUGGAAAUUUCCAUGGUGCUCGAACGCCUUGCAGCCAUAGCUGAGACCCACAACUGGUCGCUGAAAGGACCUCUGGAUCUGCAUGGAAUUCCCAUCGAAUCUUUGCCAGCCGAGAGCCCCUCCCGAAAGAGUUCCCUUCAAUCGGAGUUUCACACAGACUCGACGCAUACUGCGUCCCAAACAGCGACACCCGCCGCCACCGCUCCAACCGCCAAUAAUGGACACGGAAGUCUGCUGUCGUCGCUGCGAGGCGGAGCUGGAACGCUACUUAAGAACAUUAAGGAUACAUCCACCAAGGUGAUGCAGACAAUGCAGCAAUCAAUCGCCCGCAACGACCUCGACAUCAGUCACAUCACUUCACGGAUCCUGGUUAUGCCCUGUCCGUCCGAUGGCUUCGAGUCAGCGUACAGGACGAACAACAUAGAAGACGUGCGGCUAUCGCUCGAAAGUCGUUUUGCCCCACAAAAGAUAAGCAUUUACAACUUUGGCCAGCGCACAGUGCCCCGCCUACCGCCACCCGUGCGCACCGUUGAGGCAGGUUCCGUCUAUGGCUGCCCACAGGCUCAUGCUCCCAAUCUGCAGGGCCUGUUUACCGUAUCGGCUGACAUGUACAACUUCCUCAACGCCGACCCGAAGUCAAUUGUGAUCGUGCAGACCGGAGACUCGGGCGGAUGCACUGCUGCCACCGUCAUCUGCGCGCUGCUCAUGUAUGCCGAUCUGCUCCACGAGCCUGAGGACGCGGUGCAGGUGUUCGCCGUCAAGAGGCACACCAUCAACUUGCGUCCCUCCGAGUUCCGCUACCUGUAUUACUUCGGCGACAUCCUACGGCCAACGCCUCUGCUGCCGCACUACAAGAACACCAACCUUGUGUCGCUCAGCUGCCAGCCCGUUCCUAAGAUGACCAAGGCGCGUGACGGCUGCCGGAUCUACAUGGAAGUCUACUGCAACGAGACAUUGUUGCUAAGCACACUACAGGACUACGAAAAGAUGCGCUUGCACCUGGCCGGGCCUGGCAAGAUAGUGCUGCCAAUCAACCUAACUGUCUGUGGCGAUGUGACGGUGGUGCUGUACCACGCCCGAAAGGGAAUGGUGCGUCCACAAGGCCUUAAGAUAUGCCAAUUCCAAAUAAACACGGGGUUUAUCCCCGAACCAGAAACGCUGAUUACGUUUACUAGCCAAGACCUUGACGACCUGCCAGAUCCUGAGCAAGUGACCCCGAGCUUCUGCGUGUCGCUUUCGCUGGCUGUGACUGAGUCGGAAACGCCACCCAGCCACAAGCCUCCAUGGGUGCCAGCCAAGCCUCCGCGAUCACCAGCAGUUUUGUUCAGCUCCGACCUGGAGUACGCCGAAAUGCUGGACAAUUUUGUGACCAAGCCCAACGUGCGCUCAUCGCCACCGCCCGCUGCUCGGAAGAGUGAUCGCACCAGCUCGCCUCUUGUUUUGCCCGAUGUAACGGAGACAGCUCAUGAGCCACCAACGGCCAUUCCAGAGCCUUCCCCGCCCAUAGACUUGCUCAAUCUGAACCAACAGCCCAGUGACGCACCAGCAGCGGAUCCUCUGGCCAGCGCCAAGCCCAGCACAGAUGCCAGCUUCGACUUGUUGGGCGCAUUCGGAGACGAUGACUCCACGGGCAUAGGCUCGGCGCCGAUUCCCGACAUACUUCCGCCGCCACCACCUCUGCAGCAGCCGCAGCCCAAGAUCAACACAGACCUGUUCGACAUUUUUGGUUCUGUGGACCAAGCCAACGCACCCAGCCUAAAGCCUUCGACCGGAUCAGACCUACCACCCUUCGUUGGCUCCUUGCCAACAUUUGCAAAUAGGCCAACGGUCACCAAAAACGAACCAUCCCCAACCCAGCCGGCCAAGCCAGCUGCAGAUCCCUUCGCGGACAUUGCAAACCUGGCUUCAGGACUCAACAUAAACUUCAAUCGCAGCACGCUGAGUGGAAAGUCCCCUGUUGGGUCCAGUCCCCAGCCUACUCAGUUUUCAAGCCCCACCCACAGGCCCUCUUCCUCGCAGCCUCAAGUGUCGUUCAAGCAGACACCGCCGCAACAGCAGUCGCAGCCGAUGACUACAUCUGCCAGGGCGCCUCCGCAGCCACAGGCGGUUCCUGCCCAGUCGCGACCAGACUACAGUCGAGUCCACUUUGAUUCACCAAAGCCGACGACACAAGCAGGUGUCGGCGGAACCAAGAGCUCGGACAUAUUUGCAGACAUACUAGGUCAACAAGGCUAUUCCUUUGGCAGCAAAAUGAGCCAGGGUCCGCGGUCCAUUAAUGAAAUGCGCAAAGAAGAUUUAGUUAGAGACAUGGACCCCAAAAAAGUGCGCAUUAUGGAAUGGACCGACGGUAAGAAAAACAACAUCCGCGCGCUUCUUUGCUCCAUGCAUACCGUGCUGUGGGAACACGCCAAGUGGCAGCGCUGCGAGAUGUCCACCAUGGUGACUCCGGCUGAGGUCAAGAAGGCCUACCGUCGCGCCUGUCUAGCGGUGCAUCCUGACAAGCACAAUGGGACCGAAAACGAGGAGAUUGCUAAACUCAUUUUUAUGGAACUGAACAAUGCAUGGACCGAUUUCGAAAACGAUGCCACGCAGCAGAAUAUGUUCAAUGCGUAAAACGCAUCCUAUAGCUAUAUAUUCAUCGCAGAUAGUCCUAAUUUACGUUCACUUAGCUGAAUCUAGUGUAAAUCUAUUUAAGAGUGCAAGCUUUAAACUGUAAAGCGAGAGUAUUGGCGAUGGCAGUUUAAAUCGCCUAAAAGAACCCCUUGAAAUUCUAAACAUCCGAGGACAUUUUACUUAAUUUGUAUAACAGCAAAGCCAAAUCCUACAUUCCUAUUGCAUCCAACAGCAGUGCGAACAGAACAAAUAUCUGAAAAUUAAGAAACGGAGGCCCUCUUACCUUGGCGAUCUUCCACUUAAAUUACGCGAAGAUUGCACGCCUUAUCCAUCAUCCCAUACAAAUCGAUGUUUCGUAUAUAGAAAUAUACACUUUAUUUGCUGCAAUUAGAUAAAAUACGAUAUGUCCUGACCCCUUUAUAGCCAAUAUGUGAUUAAACUAAUAUUGAUGGAAACUAGGAGUAAAGCUUAUGUACAGAACUGUUCCGAGUAUGAAAUGUAAACUUAGUUUUACUUUUUAGGAGUCCAAGUGUACAUAAGAGGAGAGUAUGUUGGAGGAUAUCUUAGCUCGAUAUUUAGUUUCAGCAUUUAAUGUUUGUCGCUAUAAAAAUAAAUUCUCUAUAUGCACGUUUCCUUGUGAAACGUCACUGUUAAAAGAAUAA
This is a messenger RNA of Drosophila ficusphila, 4363 nucleotides long. RefSeq names its product cyclin-G-associated kinase (gene aux). Gene Ontology annotation, biological process: positive regulation of Notch signaling pathway; protein phosphorylation; regulation of clathrin-dependent endocytosis. Gene Ontology annotation, cellular component: cytoplasm. Gene Ontology annotation, molecular function: AP-2 adaptor complex binding; protein serine/threonine kinase activity; ATP binding. The record is from RefSeq and is a predicted model, not a curated record. Lineage: Eukaryota; Metazoa; Arthropoda; Insecta; Diptera; Drosophilidae.